AUGUGUUCUGCACCGUACGGGCGGAAGAAGCGCCCAAGAUCCGCAGGGAGCAUCUUCCCCAUCAGUAAAGGCGCGCAGCCGGAGCCGGAGCGCCGGGAGAGCACGGAGGGGCCCGCGGACGGCAGCAGGAUGACUGUGCAGGAGUUCAACACGCUGGUGGCUCUGUACCGGGAGCAGGUCAUCUCCGUCGGGGAGAUCUCCGCAGACUGUCCCUCUCUGCGGGCGCAGAUGCACCACACUCGCUCCAAAGGCUGCUCCAUGGCCCGGGCCGCGCACCAGGACCUGGCCGUCAUCUCCGUGUCAGGGCCAGAAGACGGAGAAAUCCACCCGGAGAUCUGCCGACUCUUCAUCCAGCUGCAGUGCUGCCUGGAGAUGUUCAUCACGGAGAUGCUCAAGUCCAUGUGCCUGCUGGGGGUGCUGCAGCUGCACCGAAAAAGAACCGACUCGGAGCCGAAGGUGGACUUCCGGCUGGACGAGAGCUCAGACGUCCCCAUCCUGGAGGACCGGUCCUCGUCUCCCAUCGACUUCCCUCAGGAGCAGUGGCUGGUGGGCACCGACAUAGAGAACAUAGAGAGAGACAUGCGAGAGAUGCGGAACUUACUCAGCAAACUCAGGGAGACGAUGCCGCUGCCGCUGAAAAAUCAAGACGACAGCAGCUUGUUGAAUCUGACUCCACAUCCGAUGGCCCGACAGAGGAAGAGGCGAUUCCCUGGACUCUGCUGCAUGGUGUCGGGCUGA
Stegastes partitus (bicolor damselfish) is the source of this 738-nucleotide messenger RNA. Its product is annotated as regulator of G-protein signaling 7-binding protein B-like. The transcript is spliced from 6 exons. Bases 1 to 738 code for a protein of 245 amino acids. Lineage: Eukaryota; Metazoa; Chordata; Actinopteri; Pomacentridae. The record is from RefSeq and is a predicted model, not a curated record.